AUGUCUGUCUCGGACGCACCUGUCAGCAACGCCGAGGCUGCCACGCCAGCCCCCAUCCGCGUCCGCGCCCAAGACGCCGAGAAGUUCGUCCAAGACGUGCUUGUCGGGAAUGGCGUGACGCCCGAGAACGCCGCCAUUGUUGCCAAGUGCCUCGUCGCGGCCGAUCUUCGCGGUGUCGACACGCACGGCAUCAACCGCGUCCCCUCGUACAUGGAACGCAUCCGGCAAGGAGUCCUCGACGCGAAAGCGUCGCCGACGCUGCAGCAAAUCACGCCCGUGGUCGCGCAGGUCGACGGCCAGAACGGGUUCGGGUUCGUGGCGGCGCGGCUCGGGAUGGAGGCCGCGAUCCGGAUGGCGCAGGAGUUCGGCAUCGGCAUGGUGAGCGUCAAGCACUCGAAUCACUUUGGGAUGUCGGCAUGGGUGGUGCAGCAGGCGCUGGACGCGGGCCUCAUGUCGCUCGUCUUCACCAACUCGUCGCCGGCGCUGCCGGCCUGGGGCGGGCGCGAGAAGCUCAUGGGCGUGUCCCCCUUGGCGUGCGGCGCGCCGGCUGGGCGGUCGAAGCCUUUUAUCCUCGACAUGGCGCCGUCGGUUGCGGCGCGAGGCAAGAUUUACAAGGCGCUGCGGCGCGGGGAGGCGAUUCCUCGCGACUGGGCGCUGGACGCAGAGGGGCGGCCGACGGAAGACGCGGCCUCGGCGCUGCAGGGUGUGAUGUUGCCAAUGGGUGGACCAAAGGGCUCGGCGUUAGCGAUAAUGAUGGAUGUUUUCAGUGGAGUGCUGUCGGGGAGCGCUUUUGCGGGCCACGUCACGAACCCGUACGACGCGUCCAGACCUGCCGACGUGGGCCACUUCCUCGUCGCCCUCAAGCCGGACCUUUUCAUGAGCCUGGAGGAAUUCAAGGAGCGCAUGGACUACUUGUACCAGCGCGUGGUCGGGUCGGAGAAAAUGGCGGGCGUCGAGCGCGUGUACUUUCCCGGAGAGAUCGAGCAGCUGACGCAGGACGAGCGCGAGCGAAACGGCAUUCCGUAUGUGGAGGCCGAGGUCACGGCGCUCAACAAAGAGGCACAGCUGGUUGGUGCAGACAGAGUCAGACCCAUGGCCUGA
Messenger RNA from Diplodia corticola, 1101 nucleotides. RefSeq names its product malate l-lactate dehydrogenase. NCBI's taxonomy places the organism in Eukaryota, Fungi, Ascomycota, Dothideomycetes, Botryosphaeriales, Botryosphaeriaceae. Gene Ontology annotation, molecular function: oxidoreductase activity. The coding region runs from base 1 to 1101 and encodes 366 amino acids. The record is from RefSeq and is a predicted model, not a curated record. The transcript has a single exon.